AAGUGGGGGUGGAUGGUAUCAGAGGCUAUUUAACAGACGCUGACUGAGAGGCUCGUGACAGUCAGUCAUGGGUCGUCCUGGGAUUCAGAUGUGGACAUGGGCACUGUGUGUCCUCGUGCGUUGGAUGUGUGUGGGUCAAGCAGCGGCAGCACCGCAGUACAUGGUAGCCAUUCCUGCAGUUCUUGAAGCUGGAGCUGAAACCAAAGUCUGUGCGAGUCUCCUGCAGCCCAACGAAACUCUGGUCAUGAGCGUCACUUUGAUGUCCCAAGAGCAGAAUAUAACUCUACUCAAGAAGACGUCCAGUAUAGAAUUUCAUACCUGCAAUCAAUUUAAGGCUCCUUUAGCGCAGAAUGAAGUGGUGCAGAAGUUGGAGGUGGAGGUACAAGGUGACAUUUUUUACUCCAAAGAAGUCAGGAAGGUCAUGAUCAAAGUCUAUCAACCAAUGACAUUUGUCCAAACAGAUAAACCAAUCUACCUCCCUGGACAAACAGUGCAUUUCAGAGUCAUUACACUGGACACCAAGUUGAGACCUGCCAGUCAGCUGUACAAUAUCAUCGAAAUUGAGGAUGCUAACAACAACAGGAUUGGGCAGUGGCUGAAUGAAACGUCGAAUGGUAAAAUAUUGCAGCUUUCUUACUCCUUGAACUCUGAGGCCCGUGAAGGAACCUACCAAGUCAUUGUGUUGAUUGGUGAAAAUAAACUAUAUCACAGCUUCAAGGUGGAAAAAUAUGUUUUGCCUAAAUUUGACGUAAAAAUAAAUGCAUCUGAUGAAGUAAGUAUUGAGCAGGAAGAAAUCCAAGCUGAAAUAUGUGGAAAGUAUACAUACGGACAGCCUGUGCCAGGCAGUGCUGAAGUUGAGUUGUGCCGACCUCUUAAUCCCUAUCUUUAUCCUGAACAUCCAGAUGGAAUCCCUGACAUAACUGCCCCAUGCUACAAGGAUACAAAACAGACGGACGUGAAAGGCUGUGCCACUUUUACCUUCAAGAUGUCAACUUUCACAAAACUUGACCAAAAGGUGUUGCAAGCCAUAGAUUUGAUUGACUUUACUGUCCAACUGAGUGGAAAUUUGUCUUUGACUUCUCCCAAGACGGACGUGAAAGGCUGUGCCACUUUUACCUUCAAGAUGUCAACUUUCACAAAACUUGACCAAAAGGUGUUGCAAGAUGCACUGGACCUCCGAGCCAAAGUGGAGGAGGAGGGGACAGGUAUUUCACAACCACAACAGAAGAGAAUAACGAUUUCAUAUGUUGUUGGAAAGCUGUCCUUCAUUGACACACCCAAGAUUUAUGACCAAGGAUCAAAUGUGGAGGGCAAAGUUAAAGCAGUUUAUUACAAUAAUACACCCAUUCCUGAUAUGCCAGUGUACCUGUUUGAGGGUGAAAGGUGGUCAGCACGUCGGGUACAGAACCUCACAACUGACAGUGAUGGUGUCGCCACUUUCUCAUUCAGCACAACUAAUGUUAAAGGGGACAUCCGCCUCCACGUUAACAACAAACCGACACUGGACUACAUUGCUUAUAGAACUGCAUACUAUGAGGCUGGAGAUCACGUAGUGUCUAUGGCCCAACUUCCUUCUCCUGAUACUAAAACAGUCAGCUCCCUGGAGGUGAAGACGAAGGAUAAACUACUUCUCUGUGACAGAGAAGAGGACAUCUCCAUCAAAUACACUGUAGUUGGAGAGGCCCAGGGCUCUGUGGAUGUGAUGUAUCUGGUCUUAUCCAGAGGAGCCAUUAUCAUGCAAGGAGUUAAACAGGUUGAAGUGAAAGAUAAAUCAGUGUUUGAGGGCGAGGUGUCCUUUAAGUUGAAAGUGUCUGCAGAGAUAGCACCAGACGUCCAGGUUGUGGCUUACGCCGUCCUCCCCAGUGAGACUGUGAUCGCCCACAGUGCUGACUUCUCCACCGAGAAGUGCUUCAGUCACAAGGUAUCGCUGGAGUUUUCUCCAUCCUCAGCUGUCCCAGGAGAGGAAAGCACCAUGCAGGUGACGGCCCAACCAGACUCUCUGUGUGGUGUGAGUGCUGUCGACCAGAGCGUCCUCAUCAAGGAGCCAGGGAAGACUCUGGAUGCAGACAAGAUAUUUGGCUUGUUGCCUGUCAGAAAAGCAUCCUAUAUUCCAUAUGAGGUUCAAGAUCCUGUAGAAUGCUUGCAUGUGAGACCAAGAAGAUAUGUUUUGCCAAACCUGAGACAGGAAGAUGAUGCUCAUUCAGUUUUCCAGAAUGUAGGGCUGAAGAUGGCAACGAACUUGUUUAUCCGAAUGCCUUCAUGCCUCAAGUUCAAAGGAAGAGAAUACCACCAAGGCCACUAUGGUAUAAGGCAUAGCUAUCCUCACAGCAAUGAAAGAGUGUAUUCACCAAUAGUACUGGCAGGGGAACAUGGUGGAGUUGGCGGAUCAUAUCCUGCUCCACCAAUAGAGACAGUGCGCAGUUUCUUCCCUGAGACCUGGAUAUGGGACCUGGUGGAAGUAGGAGAGUCUGGAACAAAGGAUGUGUCCCUCACUGUCCCAGACACCAUCACCACCUGGGAGACGGAGGCUUUCUGUUUGUCCCCUCAGGGUUUUGGCUUGGCUCCUCGUAAAGAGCUCACCGUCUUCCAGCCCUUCUUCCUCGAGCUCAGUCUGCCCUACUCCAUCAUCCGGGGAGAGCACUUUGAACUGAAGGCAACCACCUUCAACUACCUGUCCAGCUGCAUCAUGGUCACUGUGACUCCAGCACCCUCUUUAGAUUACACCCUCACCCCCCUCUCUGGUGACCAGUACACAUCCUGUCUGUGUGGCAGUGAACGCAAGACCCUCAGCUGGACCAUGGCCCCCUCAGCCUUAGGUGUUGUGAAUGUGUCUGUGACUGCUGAGGCUGUGGCAUCCCACGCUUCAUGUGACAAUGAGAUUGUGAGCGUGCCAGACAGAGGUCGUAUCGACGUGGUCACAAGAUCUCUCAUAGUAAAGGCUGAGGGAACUGAAAUGACAAAGACCUACAACUUUCUGCUCUGCCCAAAAGGGGAAGCUGUGACAGAGGAAAUAGACAUACAACUCCCUGAGAAUGUGAUUGAUGGAUCUGCCCGUGCUUCACUAUCAGUCCUGGGUGACAUUCUGGGCCGAGCCCUGAAGAACCUGGAUGGGCUGCUGCAGAUGCCAUAUGGAUGUGGUGAGCAGAACAUGGCGCUCCUGGCCCCCAACAUUUACAUCCUACAAUACCUGAAAAACACACAGCAGCUGACCCCAGCCAUCAAGGAAAAGGCUACCAACUUCCUGACCAGUGGCUACCAGAGACAGCUGAACUACAAACAUAAUGAUGGUGCUUACAGCACAUUUGGAUCAGGAACAGGGAACACUUGGCUGACUGCUUUUGUGCUGAGAUCUUUUGCCAAAGCACAGUCUUUCAUCUACAUUGACCCAACAAAGAUUGAAGAGUCUAAGUCUUGGCUGGAGGGCAAACAACAAGAAAAUGGCUGUUUCCAGCAGUCGGGAAAACUCUUCAACAACAGAAUGAAGGGUGGUGUGUCUGAUGAAGUGACUCUCAGUGCUUACAUCACUGCUGCCUUCAUGGAGAUGAAUACGUCCGUAAAUGAUCCUGUGGUGAAGAAGAGCCUGUCUUGCCUCAAGGGGUCCAUCAGUGACCUCAACAACACCUACACUACAGCUCUGCUGGCGUACGUCUUCACCCUGGCAGGAGAUCUUGAGACCCGUGCUCACCUUCUGAAGCACCUGGACACGGUUGCAUUAAACCAAGGAGGUUUCCUCCACUGGUCUCAGACAGCGACAGAAACGUCAGCCUCUCUGUCUGUGGAGAUCAGCUCCUAUGUGCUGCUGGCCAAACUCAGUGGCUCUCCUACUGCUGAAGACCUGGGCUACACCACCCGCAUCAUCAGAUGGCUGACAGGCCAGCAGAACUAUUAUGGAGGCUUCUCCUCGACACAGGACACAGUGGUGGCUCUUCAGGCUCUGGCUCUCUACUCCACUGUAGUGUUCAGUCCAGAGGGUUCAAGCACAGUGACAGUCCAGUCUCCCAGUGGCCAGCUGACAUUUGAUGUGAAUCAGAACAACAAACUGCUCUACCAGGAGAAGCUGCUGCAGGACGUGACAGGAAAGUACAGCUUGGAGGUGAAGGGCACUGCAUGUGCUUCAGCGCAGAUUUCUCUCCACUAUAACAUCCCAACUCCUACUGAUGUCACCACUCUCAGUGUGGAGGUCAAACCAGAGGCCGACUGCACCAGCACAUCUCACAGACCCAAACUCACUCUGAAGCUGAAGUCCCUAUACAGUGGAAAGGAGAACAGUACAAACAUGGUGAUCCUGGAUAUCAAAAUGCUCUCUGGUUUUGUCCCAGACCCAGAGUCAUUGAAGAGCCUCAAAAGGGCUCUGCUGGUGGAUCGUGUUGAACAAAAGGAAGAUCAUGUUCUUGUGUACAUAGAGCAGUUACCGAAGAACAUACCCAUCAACCACAGCUUAGAGCUCGUACAGGAGCUCCCAGUGCAGAACCUGAAGCCAGCCGUGGUCACGAUCUACGACUACUACCAGCCAAGUGACCAGGCCGAGACAGAAUACAUCUAUGCUUGUGCUGCAGCUUGAAGAGUGAAGUGUGGUCUGUCGUCAGUGAUUCCAGUAAUGCAGGUCUGAAGUUAUAAAGAUACAUUUUAUGUACCUUGUGUUACUCCAUGUCUGUUUGUGUAAACAUACAAACAUUUAACAUUGGCUUGUUAGUGUUCUGCCACAAUAUCUUACAGCUGUGUCACUACUGUAUGUGUCUAAAGUGAAAUUCAUGUAUAAUGGAGAAUGAAAUAAAGUGAUCUGAAUGUUAACAUUUGAAA
Siniperca chuatsi (mandarin fish) is the source of this 4800-nucleotide messenger RNA. RefSeq names its product alpha-2-macroglobulin-like. The transcript is spliced from 37 exons. Lineage: Eukaryota; Metazoa; Chordata; Actinopteri; Centrarchiformes; Sinipercidae. Gene Ontology annotation, molecular function: endopeptidase inhibitor activity. The record is from RefSeq and is a predicted model, not a curated record. The coding region runs from base 68 to 4561 and encodes 1497 amino acids. Gene Ontology annotation, cellular component: extracellular region.